AUGCAAAUAAGAACAAGCAAUGCAGAUGGUUUCCGGAUUAGUGUUUCAAACACUCCUAGUUGCUCUACAAAUUUUAAUUCUUCUGGGCAUGAUGACAUAGAAUCCUUAGGAGAUGUUUUUCUUUGGGGUGAGAUUUGUUCUGAUGUGGCUUCUGGUGAUGGAUCUGUGAAUGCAUUUCCAUCAAAAGGCGAUAUUACCACUCCUAGGCUCCUAGAAUCAAAUGUAGUUAUAGACGUUCACCAAAUUGCUUGUGGUGUUAGACAUUUAUCUCUUGUAACAAAGCAAGGUGAGCUUUUUACUUGGGGAGAGGAAUCUGGAGGUAGGCUUGGUCAUGGAUUUGAAAAAGACUUUGGCCGCCCACGUCUUGUUGAAUUUCUAGCGGUCACUAAUGUUGAUUACGUCGCAUGUGGUGAGUUUCAUACUUGUGCUAUAUCAACAGCUGGUGAUCUAUAUACCUGGGGAGAUGGGUCCCAUAAUGCUGGACUUCUUGGCCACGGUACUGAUGCCAGUCACUGGAUACCAAAAAGAGUUUCCGGACCUUUGGAAGGACUUAUAGUUUCAUCUGUGGCUUGUAGUACCUGGCAUACAGCGAUGUCAACUGCUGAUGGGAAGCUAUUUACAUUUGGUGAUGGAAAGUUUGGUGUAUUAGGCCAUGGGGAUCGAGAGAGUGUAAAAUAUCCGAAGGAAGUUCAACUUUUAAAAGGGUUGAAGACUAGAAAAGUUGCAUGUGGAGUAUGGCACACUGCCGCAAUUGUCGAGAUCUCAAACCAGCAAGGUGGAAUUUCUACAUCCAGGAAGCUUUUUACAUGGGGUGAUGGGGAAAAGUAUCGAUUGGGUCAUGGAAACAAAGAAACUUGCUUAAAACCAACAUGUAUAUCGGCUCUCAUCGACUACAACUUUCACCAAUUAGCAUGUGGACAUACCAUGACCUUAGGUCUCACAACAUCUGGCCACGUCUAUUCUUUUGGUAGUACUGCAUAUGGCCAACUGGGGAAUCCACAAUCUGAUGGAAAGUUGCCUGCUUUAGUACAAGAUGAAUUGGUGGGUGAAUUUGUAGAAGAAAUUGCAUGUGGAGCUUACCAUGCUGCUGUUCUGACUUCAAGAAGUGAAAUAUUUACUUGGGGAAUGGGUGCAAAUGGAAGACUGGGCCACGGAGACUUUGAAGAUCGCAAAACUCCAACUUUGGUCGAAACGUUAAGAGAUAGGCAUGUUAAAAGCAUAUCAUGUGGUGCAAGUUAUACGGCUAGUAUAUGCAUUCACAAGUGGAUGUCGGGAGCAGACCAAUCAGUUUGUUAUGGUUGUAAACAAGCAUUCGGUUUCACUAGAAAGAGGCAUAAUUGCUACAACUGUGGCCUUGUACAUUGUCAUGCCUGUAGUUCUAGAAAGGCUGUAAGAGCAGCACAGGCUCCGAUUCCAAGCAAACCUCAUCGUGUUUGUGACUCUUGCUAUGCAAAACUUUUAAAGAAGCAUAAUGACAUUGGGAGUAGCAAUACUUAUCACAGGAGAUAUAAUAACCCAUCAGGGGUAGAUGGCAGUAGGAAAGAUAGAGGACCAGGUCGAACAUCUAGGCUACUAAUGUCUCCGAACAUUGAACCAGUCAAAUAUCUUGAGAUCAUGUCGGCAAUGUAUGGGACAAAAGCUGGUUCUUAUUCUUCCGUAAGAGCUUCCCAAGUUCCAUCGUCUCAACAAUUAAAGGAUAUUACAUUCCCUAGCUCCCUCGGUGCAUUUCAUAAUGCUAUGACUAUGAGACCUGCUGUCCCAGCCCCAUCACUUCAAAUGCAGCCACAGUUUCUGCCACCUCCACAGCCUCCCCCUCAACCUCCCCCUCAACCUCUGUCCACCAACACGAGAGCUGCUUCACCUUAUUCAAGAAGACCAAGUACCCCGUGUUCCGGCCCUCCAAUGUUUUCAAGAUGUGUAAUUGAUAAUCUAAAGAAAUCAAAUGAGAUUUUGAACCAAGAAGUCUCCAAGUUGCAUACCCAAGUGAAAACAUUAACGAAGACAAGUGGUCGCCAAGCUGGGGAGAUUCAAAAGUGGAAGAGUCAUGCACAAGAAUAUGCGUCAUUAGUAUCAGACCAAAACGCCAAGUGUCUGGUUGUUGCAGAUGUCUUCAAAUGUGUCAGAUCACAGCUAAACGAGUUUACAGAGAAGCUACCUCCUGAAAUGUCUAAUGAUGAAACUUUCAAAGCUUUGACUUCUAAAGUUAACGACUUUUUGGAAUCAGAUCUGCCUAAUGAAAUUACUUCAUCAAGUAAAAGUAGACACAGAAAAACUAAAGAUGUUAAUGGGGCCAGGAAAACGUCACCAAAGGAUAAUGUGCCUCCACAAAAGAAUAACGGCUCCGCUGGUGGUGAAACUUUAGAACAGGCUAGGCAAUCAAACACACAAGGUGUUUCAAGAGUACCCAAGCAUCCACAAAGAGAUGACAAGAAAGAAGUAAUCGAGCAAUUUGAACCUGGGGUAUAUGUGACUCUGGUUCAACUUUCAAAUGGCACAAAAAUCUUCAAGCGAGUUAGAUUCAGCAAAAGAAGGUUUGUGGCAGAGCAGGCUGAAGAAUGGUGGAAGGAAAACAAAGAAAAGGUAUACAAGAAAUAUAGUCCGGCAAAGUCAAACAGCACUCCAAGUACAUCUGCAGCUCAAUCACCCUCUAACAAGGAACCAUCAGCAUCUAGUUAGCUCGGUGUUUUUUCAGUUGAACCAUCAGCAAGAAGUUGGUCUUUAGUUUAGUGUGAAUGACUGGCCUGAAUCUGAAGUUUACCAACUGUCCGGCUUGAUUCAUGCAAACAGCUU
This is a messenger RNA of Erigeron canadensis, 2790 nucleotides long. Its product is annotated as PH, RCC1 and FYVE domains-containing protein 1-like. The coding region runs from base 1 to 2676 and encodes 891 amino acids. Gene Ontology annotation, molecular function: metal ion binding. The transcript is spliced from 4 exons. Lineage: Eukaryota; Viridiplantae; Streptophyta; Magnoliopsida; Asterales; Asteraceae. The record is from RefSeq and is a predicted model, not a curated record.